UAACUUGAGUUCUUUAGUUUAGUUUUGCGACGCAAUACAUUCCAUACAGGCGCAUCCCACAUUCCGUCAUUUAUAUUUCUGUAGGAUAUUAGUACUUUUUAUUAUGGCGACUGAUGAAAAAGACAAACUACUGGCAGAAUAUAACGCAGAGAAAAUUGCCAUAGAAAAUGAAAACAUUACGCAAGAGAUUCUGCUACAGAGGCAAAAGUUAACUGACGCGCUGAAAAAGAAUAAUGAAAGACUUAAAAAGGAAUUAAAGGAAGUCAGAAAUCAAGUACGCAUGGAAGAAACAGAUUCGCUGAGUUCACAGACGAAAUUGAAAUUCAUUUCUUCUUUACAAGAUCAAGAUUUUAAAGGGUCUCAGUUUCCAUCGAUGUCUUGGAAUUCAAUAGAAACGAUAAGAUCACAUUCAGAGAAUUCAGACUAUUAUAUUGAUGUCAAGUCAUGCAAUAACCGGAGUCACCAACUGUCUUCAACCUCCGAUAUUUACGAGAGUGUUGGCUCUGCCUCAUGCGCAAAUAUUCGGCCGGGUAAAUACAUACAACAGGCCACCAAAAGAAGAUACUGCUGUAUAUAUAAAGUACUGUUUGCCUUUCUUUGUGCGUUCCUUUUAUUAACAACACUUACCGCGUUAGGAUGGCAGUUAUUCGGAUCAGACGAUUCAGCCACUACGCAAAUUGAGUCAUCAUGCACACCAUGUAACAUGUCGGAAGUGAAAGGCGAAAAUAACAAGACGUGCUGUGGUAGAAACUUCACUGAAAGUUUAAUAGAAUCUGAUGGAGCAGGGGCUAGCAAAAAGACGGGUCGUCAAACAAGAACAGCAUCUUCAAACACACCCAAUUUCUAUCUCCAUGGCAGCGGAAGUUCACGUGCCACAGAUGUUUAUGGAAACUUCAUUUGGAAAAGGCCCGAACAUAGAACCUUUAGCAGGGAAGAUGACUGUUUCAGUGCAACCAUCAAUCCAAAGAAUUCUCUUACGAAAGUUACAAUUCUGAGAGGUGGUGUGUACUAUGUGUUUGCGAAAGUAACAGCAAAUGGAAAGAGUCCUCUGAAGAAUUUUGCAAUACCAGCAGUUAGCAUCUAUUUAAAGAAGAAUGAUGAUGUACUGGACAUUGCCUGGACAACACAGGACAACAGGGGAGGCAUUUACAACGCUCUUCGAGGCUAUUAUAAUUCUGACGAAAUAAAAUAUCCCAUGGAUUCUUUGUCGGUAUCUGGACUUCACAGAUUAGAAGCAAAUGACGAAAUUUAUGUGCAAAGACCACCCGAUUCAGUGAGUAGUAGAGUCGAACGAUUUCUCGUUGAAAACAAUAAGGCAGGUUUUGGAGCAUUUCUUGUUGAAGCAGACAGUUAAGAAACAAAUCAACCGAACUUACGAAACUUAAGUGUCCACGUUGGCUAUUUGUAAAUUGACAAACUGCAGGUUGCCUUUGUAUUUUUUCUUACGGUGAUGAACCUAGAAUUAUUAUCUAAUUUCAGAGCUUUACAAAUAUUUUAUGUGAAUAAUGCAUGCAUGUGUCGAUAUUUUGAGAAAAUAAACACAACUUCUGCAGCGUAUCGGAAGGGUUUAGUUUGGAGGAGUCAUCCUAAAAAGCAAUGAUCAUAUGUUAAUUGAUUGGUUCUCUCUUAGUACAUUAUUUGCAGAAAUGAGUUAAAAGAAAUUUUAAAACAAUUAAACUUGCUAAAUAAUAUUCAGAAUUAAAUGUAUGAUUAUAGAUACUGCGCAAUGUCUUAGACAGCAUUUUAACUGAAAAGUCUUUGACAUUUUUGAGUUUCCUGACAUUGUUCAAUUUAUUAAAAAAUAAUUUAGUGCUAAUAAUAUAAGUAAAAGUUUCCAGAAACCUAGGUUUUUCUUUCGUGCAAGUUGUUGAAAUACUAGGUUUUAUAACUGAAGUAGAAAGGGGAUCUUUUUUAUAUUUUCAAACGCGCUAUGCGCCCGUGAAUAAUGUUUAUUCCGUUUCAAGACAGAAUAUCAUAUGUGUAUUAUAUUAUAUCAAAAUGUCUAAAUCGUUGAUAUUAGAAACAGUAUUAAACUUUUUGAACCGUUAUAAAAGAAGGAUUUGAUAGUAAUACUUUUCAUAGUCUCAUAGGGUGGAUUUGUACAUUUUGGUCCCUGUUAGCAUCUUUAUGUUUAAUAGGUCUUUUUGUGAAAAGUAUAUUUCAACAUGUCAAUUGUCAGUCUCCGUAUUCUAAAAGAACCCGUUUUAUAGCAGGAAUAGUGUGUUCUAAAUAGUUUAAUUAGUAAAGUAUGUAGUCGUAUUUAGAGCUUUAGAUAGUCUCUCCGUCACUUAUCCCAUUUUGUUCGAUUAACUUUUGCAUUCGUCAAUAACCAAUCACACCACUCUCCGCUUUCUCCGCCAUCAUUCAAAACGUAAACAAUGCCAUUUUUGUACCCCAUCAAAUGAAAUCCAUUAUUUUUGAUUGUAUAUUUAUAUAACUACAGGUAAACAUGUGUUAUAAUUACCUUUAUUAUAUACCUAUAUAAAUUCUGUAAAAAAUCGGCUUGUAUUUCACAAUUAAAUAUGAACAGACAGACAAAAAUUCCGUAUUGUACCUUUUAAAUUCCGUAUUGUACCUUCCGUAUUGUAUGCUGCCGGACUAUUUUCAUAAAUAUGCAUGACCCGAAACAUUUCUAUAAAUAGCGCACAUAAAAACUUCACUAAGUUCCAUUUAAUAUCGAUAAACAUUGAAGAUUUCGUUCAAGAACAAAACAAGAAUGAAAAUGGUAAAGGUAUAUAAUAAAAGGGUCAUUAUAACUAGAUCUGGGACUUUGCAUUCGGCUCUCGUGGAUUUUGCAAGGUCGGAUCACACUCGGCGCUUGCGCGCCUCGUGAGAUCCGAUCUGGCAAAAUCCACGAGAGCCGAAUACUGCAUCCCAGAUCAAUCUACUGUUAUAAUAACCCUAUUUUAUAUGUGUUUCAUUGAAUUGUAUUGGUCGAUUGAUGUAAUUGUAUGUAUUUUGUUCAUUAUUGUUUACAUUUGUGUGUACGAAUGCGUAUAUAUAAUUACAGGAUCAUAUCAUACAGGAUCGUAUCUGUUACAUCCUUAUUACCAACCCCAGGGUCCCAAAUACAACCCAAAGCUCUACCGAACCCAUACAAAAGCUAGUACGGCGACAGUUUUUAAAGCAGAAUAAUUAAAGUUUUAAAACAACUAUCUAUGUUUCAGAAAUGUUUUUAACAAAUAAACAAAUAGAACAAAUUGCAAAUGAAAAGGAGAAAUGGAGAAAUAACGUGUGUGAUUUGGUAUAAAUAUGCAAACACUUAAAAGGAAACAAUUAGCAUAUUUUCAUGUGUAUCCGUAUUUGACGAACAAGUCAUGCUCUGCGUAUUUGUAGCUUCUUAAUGUAGUUUUAACAUUUGUAUUGCAAACAGUUAAUACUAGUUAUUGCUUUUAAAGUAAAUUGUUCACUAUUUCCAUUUUUUUUCACUGUGAGAAACAGUUCAGGCUUUUCUAUAUUUUCUGAAGUCUUGUUGUUCUAUCAGAAAAAUAAAAUAAAACCGUUUCAUGGA
Mercenaria mercenaria is the source of this 3511-nucleotide messenger RNA. RefSeq lists its product as uncharacterized. Gene Ontology annotation, cellular component: membrane. Gene Ontology annotation, biological process: immune response. NCBI's taxonomy places the organism in Eukaryota, Metazoa, Mollusca, Bivalvia, Venerida, Veneridae. The transcript is spliced from 7 exons. The record is from RefSeq and is a predicted model, not a curated record. The coding region runs from base 104 to 1354 and encodes 416 amino acids. Gene Ontology annotation, molecular function: tumor necrosis factor receptor binding.